AUGGCCGCGACACGAGACCCCUACCAAGUCAUCGCUCAACGCAAACAAGCCGCUCGCUCUCAGCUUAUCCCCAAAGAAUGGCUAAUUCCAGAGUCAUCUCUCAAGGAUUACACCUCCAGUCCCACAGCCAGUGUGCUCGACGUUCCCAAGGACUGUGGCAUAAUGACCACCCACGAACUGGAUAUUACCGAGAGCCAUGAUGCGGUGGAUCUGCUAGAGAUGUUGAAGAAAGGGCCUUCCCAAGGAGGCUACGGCGUCGAAGAGGUCAUGACAGCUUUCUGCAAAAGGGCUGCAAUCGCUCAGCAGGUGACCAAUUGCCUGACCGAAAUCUUUUUCGAUGCCGCCAUCGAACGAGCCAGGAAGCUCGACUCUGAGCGAGAAAAGAAUCCAACGCAGACUCUUCCACCUCUUUGGGGUCUUCCGAUGUCAUUGAAAGAUAGCUUCAAAAUCCCCGGGUUUGACGCAACCAUUGGACUCGUUCAUUUUGCCGACCAACCAUGCGACGAGUACUCAGCCUUGCCCAAGCUGUUGUUCGAGCUCGGCGCCGUCUUUUAUUGCAAGACCAAUGUCCCACAGACCAUGAUGACGGCCGACUCCGAAAACAACGUCUUCGGUCGGACCAUGAAUCCUCACAACAGAGCGUUGACAGCCGGAGGCAGUUCAGGAGGAGAAGGUGCCCUAAUCGCCAUGCGAGGAAGCAUCAUCGGUAUAGGCACCGACAUUGCAGGCAGCAUUCGCAUUCCAAGCCACUGUUGUGGAAUAUACGGUUUCAAACCGUCUGCCAACAUCGUACCAUAUGCGGGCCAACAGAGUCCAGUGGCUAAAGGCAUGCCCGGUAUAUUGCCCGUAGCAGGUCCCAUGGCGACGAGUAUGAGGAGUUGUGAAUUCAUGAUGAAGACCAUCAUGAGCAAUCAACCUUGGAAAGUGGACGUUGACUGCCUUCAUAUUCCGUGGCAGGGCUUGCAGGCGCCCAAUGGAGGCAAACUGAGAAUUGGAGUCCUCGAAGACGAGGAGAUGUUCACUGCCACACCGCCUAUGAGGAGAGCUCUCCGUCAGGCAACGGAUAAGCUGCAGAAAGCAGGGAUGGAGCUGGUGGAGGUCAAAUUGCCCAAUGUUGCUCAGGAUAUUGGGACAGUCUGGACCUCGUUUUCAUGGGAAGGCUCCAAGACCGUGCUGGAUUACAUCUCCUCUGCCGACGAGCCUCUCGUCGAAUCAGUCAAACGGAUCGGUUUGGUAGCUAUGCCGUCGAAGUCAUUGCAAGACCUCUUCUCCUGGAAUGUUGCGCGGCAUAAAGCAGAGACAGCCUAUAGAGAUGUGUGGCUGGAGAACAAGCUGGAUGCAGUCAUCAAUCCAUUGGCACCACACACGGCCACUCCACUGGACUGCUGGGCCGCCGUGGCACAAGCAUUGUGGAACUUUGUAGAUUAUCCGUCUUGUAUCAUCCCCACCGGUAAGGUCGAACCAGGAGAUGUGGUCGACCACGCAGCCAAGUAUGGAGAGAACGAUGAGAAGGUGUACGCCAUGUAUACCGGUCCGGAUGAUUACCGAGGCGCUCCAACCACUGUCCAGCUCAUUGGUAUGAAGCAGGAGGAUGAGAGACUGGCUGUCAUGGCGCGGAUCGUUGACCAUGUCCUUAAUGGUCAAUAG
This is a messenger RNA of Rhinocladiella mackenziei CBS 650.93, 1647 nucleotides long. RefSeq lists its product as uncharacterized. The transcript has 3 exons. The record is from RefSeq and is a predicted model, not a curated record. Bases 1 to 1647 code for a protein of 548 amino acids. Lineage: Eukaryota; Fungi; Ascomycota; Eurotiomycetes; Chaetothyriales; Herpotrichiellaceae.